UUACUCGCAGCACUCAUAAAACAAGGUGUAGAUUACUCGUAAAGCAAUAAUAUGUAGUGCGUUUUACGGCUUAUUUGCCAUAGUAAGAUUAGGCUAGCAAACUUCUGAGAAUACUACCGGCGCCCUAGAAUAUAAAUAUUGCGUUUGAUUUCAAUAUUUUAGAAUAAGUGCGCAAAUACUUCCAUGAGCACUUCUAUGAGCGGCGCAAUUAUUCCUCCUCCACACCAGUUGGCGGGCUUUCGCCUUAGAGGGGUCAUUUGGAUAAAGGCGUAGAUGAGAAGAACAGUUUGUCCCACCGGUGUUUUAUUAUCGACAGAAGGUCGAAAGUAGCUGGGAGAUAUUUCACGAUAUUGGGAGCGAAACUGGUCAAAAUAAUACUGGUAUACAGAUGUCGGGUUGUGUCUUGAGGUGAAAGUAAUGUGAUAACUUUGAACUGACAGGUGAACGCGGCUACAUGUCGCGAUUGUUAGUGACAAGCUAACACUGGGCUAGCCUACGUUCGCUAACACCAGUGGUUCAAACUACAGCUGUGAAAGCGACAGGAGACACGUAUUCGGGGGAAGUCCAGAUUAAAUGCUUACUGCCGUUAUAUAAACGCGAACAAAAGCAGCCGGUUUGUGUCAAACGCAUUCUCGCUGUCACUGUUGGGAACGUCUCAGCCUCGCCUUCUCUGGAUCGUCUUCCUUUAACCGAGCUGUUGGUUUGAUGGCAGCCGCGGCCGGUGCCCGGCGGUUACCCAUGGGAGUGCGGACAUUCAGUGACUUUCUCCAGGUCGCUACUGUGGGAUCACCUCGCGCCUGUCGCACAGCGGUGUUCAGAGGAUGUUCGAGACAGAAUAUUAGACAUUUGGCAUCAUGUGGCAUUCUGAUGACACGGACCCCCAGGGCACUUACUCUUCAAGAUAGCGACGUCACAUCAAGUGCCCCCCAAAGCAGACACUUCAUCAGCUUCACUAACAAAAGGAAGGAGUACUCAGAGCGUAGGAUACUUGGGUAUUCUAUGCUGGAAAUGUACGAGGUUGUGGCCAACGUUGAUGACUACAAGCACUUUGUGCCGUGGUGUAAGAAAUCUCUGACCAUCAUGAAGAGAGCAGGACACUCCAAGGCCCAGCUUGAAGUGGGAUUUCCUCCAGUGGUGGAGAGAUACACAUCGAUGAUAACAUGUGUCCGCCCUCAUUUAGUCAAAGCAGUUUGUACAGAUGGAAAACUGUUCAAUCACCUGGAGACAAUAUGGCGCUUCAGCCCUGGCAUUCCCGGUUACCCCCGCACCUGCACCGUAGACUUUUCUAUUUCCUUCGAGUUCCGUUCACUUCUCCACUCCCAGUUAGCCACCAUGUUCUUCGACGAGGUCGUCAAGCAGAACGUCGCCGCGUUCGAGCGGCGAGCCUGCAAGAUCUACGGCCCUGAGACUCGUAUCCCAAGGGAGCUCAUGUUUCAUGAGGUCCAUCAGACGUGAUCCCAUAGGGCCGUACACCCCCACCAGGCCUUACAACCUCGUCAUAGUCAUUUAUCCACAGAACGCUGCACCAACAUCCUGCCACACUUCCAGAUUCUGUUUCAUCGUCAUCUGAGAGGUGUUGUGAGCGUUACAGUGGAACAUUGAUAAUUCCUCUUAUAGCAUCCUCAACAAAUUCCUGCUUGUCUCCACCCCACCACCUUCUACCUCCACCCUAAGGAUCAUUGUUUAGAAGAAACAACCUCUGGCUCCUCUUUCUCCAAAACAGAGCUGUAUUUAUGAAAAUCUGGCAGUAAAUUAUUGCAAAAAAUCAUUAGUAGUGGUUUAGAUGCACAUGGUAUUUUUUAACGCUCAGCACAGUGACAUUGAACAAAAACAACCUUUUAUUUAUUUUUAGUCAAAGGCACAGAGGUCAUGUGACCCAGCUGGAAUCCCACAGACAGUUCUUUGACACAUUGUCACGUUGAAGUGUUUCUACUUUUCAUUCAGCACCUUAUUCAGGUCAGUCGCUCCAGAAUUAAACUUAGCCGUUUUUUAAUUCAAAUAGAAUUUUUAAUGUGAUCAGAAUUGUAGUGAAGCCAGGGCAGAACACAGCAUUUCAACCAAUCACUAUCCAAUCCUUCAUUAGCGGUCCUAUGUGCAGUUGUAUUGUUUUAUUGGGAUGUGGAUUAAACGUGCCAUUCUGGGAAGGUGAGUGUUGUUACUGAGGUGCAACAUUCUGCAAAGGGAAAAAAAGGUAAUCUUUUUAUUGGUUUAUUUAGAUCUGAGUUUGGGGAAAAUGUAGCUUUAACUCGGCUGUUGCGCUGCUGAGAUAGUUGUUUUUGGAGAUAUGCUAAUUUAAGUAACGCCUUGCUGUAAAGCCUCGUCUGUCAUUGGGUUAAAAAAAAAAAAA
Cynoglossus semilaevis (tongue sole) is the source of this 2347-nucleotide messenger RNA. It is a transcript of the gene coq10a, whose product is annotated as coenzyme Q10A. The record is from RefSeq and is a predicted model, not a curated record. Gene Ontology annotation, cellular component: mitochondrion. Gene Ontology annotation, molecular function: ubiquinone binding. Lineage: Eukaryota; Metazoa; Chordata; Actinopteri; Pleuronectiformes; Cynoglossidae. The transcript is spliced from 5 exons. Bases 706 to 1455 code for a protein of 249 amino acids. Gene Ontology annotation, biological process: cellular respiration.